This is a messenger RNA of Microcebus murinus (gray mouse lemur), 2145 nucleotides long. NCBI's taxonomy places the organism in Eukaryota, Metazoa, Chordata, Mammalia, Primates, Cheirogaleidae. The record is from RefSeq and is a predicted model, not a curated record.
GGACUGCUCUAGUCUAAUCUUCAAAUUAAGUGGUAAAGGAUCCCGACACAAGAUUUUAAAACCUGGUGAAUAACGAUCUUAAUUUUUAUAACAAAAUUGGCUCUUCUAGGAGUUGGAUAGGGCAUCUUAAUUUCUCUACCUCAAUUAGAGAGGGCAUCCCAUGGUCAAAGAACCAAGCAGCAUUUACAAUGCCCUUAAAACCUCAGAAAGUAUUAUUAAAGUACUAGGCAUUAGAAGGAAUGAAAAACUGUUGCUAUCUGAGGAAUAAAAAUCUUUAAACUGUGGUUACUUUCUUAACACAAUGACUCUAACAUCUCGAAAUUUCUGCAUUAGGAAAGUAAGGAUCUAUUUCUAAUGUCUUAGGAAGAAAAAGAGAAAUGCCUCGCAAAUAAAGCUCAUCACUAUUACCCUCCAAGAUUCUAUUUAAGUAGUGCUAUUCUUCGUGAUCUUCAAAGAGGUCUCCAGGCAUCUCCCACUUAAUGCUACACAAUAUUCCUAAGGACCAGAUGGUAGGAAUUACUUUCCCCCUUAGUAGCAGGAGGAAAACAGAGGCUUUACAAACCCUUGGCAGCUCACGAUACUCACACAGACAGAGCCGUGCUAGCGCCUAGAUGCCUGAAUCUGGUUCCUUCCAGUUGCUAAUCUGUGAGCCCCCAGAAUAAACUUUUGACCAUAUUCAGACUUCACCACGAGUCAAGCCACUAAAUUUAAUGAGAGCUUUAAAUGUAAAGUAUUUGUGUUUAAUAAAAUAAAAAUAUGAUUCUGGAGCAUGUGCCCCAGCUCUGGUGAAACCGUGCCAGGCCAAGAAGCAAAACGGCAGCAAACGAUCAAGUGAAUCAGCACUUAGACACUGACUUGGAAUUCUAUUUACUCACAAGACCCCAACAGGACAUUAAAGUCAAUGCCUUGCUGUGUAUUUGUUCAAAUCGUUCUUAAAAUCUGAUGUCAAUAAAGUAAUCUCUUUUUGCUCAUUCUCACAAAUUCUGAGUACUUGGCCUUCAUAAAGCCUGAUAUGACAGGUAGCUGAAUUACGAACUGUCACAUUGCCGACACCUGUCUUUGGAGCUGCUUUUAUAAAUUAUUAAAAUUUCAGAGAAAAUGGCAGUUCAUUUCUCCAUCGGCCAGGAAGGACGUGUUGAGGUAGGCAUACCGGUCAAGGACAGUAACUACCAUGGCUUCUGGCACUUUGGCGAAACCUCAGAUGUGUGGCCUCCUGGCCAGACGUCUGCGGAUUCAUAUUGUUGGAGCAUUCAUAGUAUCCCUGGGAGUUGCAACCUUGUAUAAGUUUGGUGUGGCUGAACCAAGAAAGAAGGCAUAUGCAGAUUUCUACAGAAAUUAUGAUUCUGUGAAAGAUUUUGAGGAGAUGAGGAAGGCUGGCAUCUUUCAGAGUGCAAAGUGAAUUUGGAACAUAAAAGAAUUUCUUGACCUGUGUUCCUGAGCUAUGAAUAUGUAGGCUGACGAGUGGUUUCUCUUGAUAAAUAAACCAUUAAUAAAUACUGUGAAAAAAAAAUUUCAGAGAAAAUGAGCAGGUAGGUCUAAACAUGAACAGAGCUAACAAAUUGUAUUUAAUUCAUAUCCAUUGAAUCUUCAUAUUGCUAGUAACUCUUUUGGCAGACACCCAUGAAAUGCAUAAUAAAUUGCUUUUGUUCCAGUAAAGGAAUUCGUUUUCUUCGAAGAUUCAUUUAGCAGUAACCUUUCAGAGCAUUGUAAACCAGAUUUCUUAAAUUUGGCCUUGUUUUCCCGUAACAUUAUUUAAUGUUUUUUGACAAUUUUGUAUAUUCUUAUAGAGGUGGGGGGGGAUUGCAAAAAAAAUCUGUAAUUUGCAAAGAGAAGUUGUGUUCUGGGAUGGGGCCGUAUGAAAUGGUCUUUGGAGGCCAACACGCUUCUGCUUACACUUAUUCUUUACCCAGUGCUCAGAUAGCCGGAGGGCUAUCAGAUUGUCAAUAAUGAGUCACUUAUUAAUAAACCACAGUUCUAUGAUAAAUUGGGUGGAUGUAAAUGUUACAAACUAUUUCAAGAGCAAUAUAGUUUUACUGUUUCCUAUUAUACAUACAAAAGCAUUGGAUAGUAAUGUAGCAUAAUGUAUUUUCUAACUACCCCUUAACCAUUCCCCCUUCUCUUUCUCUCUCUCUCUCUCUCUGACUC